GGAUUGUGCAACAUAUUUCAUACGUAUUCCUGCGUCUGUGGAAGAGUUUUUCUUCUCUGUGAACUGUUCUCAAGCUAAGUCUUAAGAGUUGUAGUCACAACACACACACACACACACACACACACAGAUGUAACAGCUGUGCAAAUUUACUAGCAGUGUUUUUUUUCCUCAAGUGUUCCACGUGCCUGAGAUUUGAUCUGAAGAGGAGCCCCGCCUUUUUCUGUCACCGAGCUUUACUGGCACACAAACUGGAUCUAUAUAGUAACACACACACACACACACACACACACACCCUUCCCUCUGUAUGAUAUAGGGCAGCUGCACAGCUCUAAAUCCCAUCAUUGGCCUGAAUCCUGUCGCUUUGCUGCAUGUGAGAGCAUGUGAGCAGCUGCUUAGCUCGUGACCCCCCCAACCCUCCCAUCUCACCCUCGACACCCAACACCCUCCUCCCCCCUUGACCAGCAGCAACCAUCCUCCCUCCCUCCCCUCUCUCCUCAGUUUACUCCUGAAACCACUGGAUGCUCGAGUCCCUCGCCAUCAUCUGUUUCUCCACCUGACCACCACCAUCACCUCCUUCACCAUCACCUGAGCAUCAUGCGGGUGCUACUGGAGAGCAGCUGGAUGAGGUUUGGACCGGCAGGGAGGGGGUCGUACGACUGGGUGACGGGAUCACCUUCAACGCAGGAGAAGCAGGGCCACAACUGGAAUGAGUUGGGCACUGGAGAGGACAGAAGGUCGGAGCUGGUGGUUUACGUGGUGCUCCCGGUCGUCUCCGUCCUCCUGCUGGUUCUCCUGGUUGGUCUGGUCUACCGCCGUUGUUCCCGCAGUAAGCUGAGCCUGGCCAACAUCAUCGCUCUGGACCUCCAGGACACGGAGAGCAGCGCUGAGUUCCUCUCCUCCCUGACCAGGAACGCUGAGCGCCACACCAGCACCAGCUCCGAUGGAUCGGAUGGAGUCUUCGUCAUGGUCUACCUGCCUCCGCCCUAUGAAGAAACCCUCACCAAGAUCACCCGGGCCGCCAGCCUCUCCAGUUCCAAAGACGUGGAGUCGAUAAAGAUAGAAGAUCUGGAGGCCAAGCUGUGUCCAGAGCUCAAGUCCAGUGGCAGAUAUGUGUGAUAUAAGGUUGAUGCCACCAUGUAAAAAGACAUUAUGACCCCAAUAUUUGGUGUUUUUAAAUAACUUUGUUGUCUCUAAAUUCUAAUUAUUGAAGUAUUGGUCGUUUCAACAGCCUCUGUUAGGAAAGAUAGUUUGGGUCUUUACGGUAUCUUCAUGAUCUCAUCAUCAACCUUGUUUCCAGCAGCCAUUUUGAGCAAACAAACUCUUGAUAAACCCUCUGUCCACAACUUGCUCAGACAGACACAGGUAGGAAAUGUAUAGUGGAGCAGUCAGCAGCUAGAGAACCAAACCAGAGCUAAAGGAGGGUGAAUAUUGGACUUAAAUGCAGCAGGUGAACACAAACCUGACUCAUAGUUGGUUGAUAAUGUUGCUGUGUGUUUGUUGAAUGUGUAAACAGGCUUCUGUCAGGUAGUUUUGGAGUUCUUCUGCCCUCUAGUGUCCAAAAAUCAAUAAACACUGUCUU
Lates calcarifer (barramundi perch) is the source of this 1579-nucleotide messenger RNA. Its product is annotated as small integral membrane protein 28-like. The record is from RefSeq and is a predicted model, not a curated record. Lineage: Eukaryota; Metazoa; Chordata; Actinopteri; Centropomidae. Bases 595 to 1116 code for a protein of 173 amino acids. The transcript is spliced from 2 exons.